Molecule: messenger RNA, 1107 nt
Organism: Pseudomassariella vexata
Lineage: Eukaryota; Fungi; Ascomycota; Sordariomycetes; Amphisphaeriales; Pseudomassariaceae
Exons: 4
Coding region: 4-1026 (340 amino acids)
Molecular function (GO): hydrolase activity, acting on ester bonds
Source: RefSeq, a predicted model, not a curated record
AAGAUGAUGCUGCCUACCGCGGCGUCGCUCGCGCUGCUUGCUCUCCGAGUCCAGGCCUCUCCAUUGGAGAAGCGUGUCGAAGCUUCUUGCACUGCUUCUUCAGAAUGGCCGGGGUGGGAUGGGAUCAAAUACGCAUUUAUUUUUGGUGACAGCUACACACAGACCGGGUUCAACUACACCCUAGAUGCCCCGUCGCAAACCAAUCCCCUCGGGAACCCAACCUACCCCGGUUGGACCUCUUCCAACGGCCCCAACUGGGUCGAUUUCCUCACCGUAGAAUACAACGCCUCGCUCCUACAAACCUACAACCUAGCCUACGGCGGCGCCACUGUCGACUCGGCUCUCGUAGCCCCCUACAUAGACACGGUUCUCUCCCUCAAAGACCAAGUCCUUACCGAAUUCGUCCCUGCUUACACGGGCAACUCCCCCCUUGCGCCCAAUGCCCCAAACUGGACCGCUGCCGACUCCAUCUUCGGCUUCUGGAUCGGCAUCAACGACGUGGGUAACAGCUACUGGCUCGAUACGGCCACGCUUAACGCGCAGAUCUUCGAUGUUUAUUCCGGGUUGGUGGAUGCCAUUUACGCUGCUGGGGGCAGGAACUUCUUCUUUGUCAAUGUCCCGCCCACGGAUCGGAGUCCAUUGAUGUUGGGGCAGACCGAGUGGGCCAUUACGACCAUCAAGGCGGAUAUUGAGGCGUUUAAUGGGCUCUUGAGCGAGAUGACGAGGAAUUUGACGGAUAAGCACGAGGGGGAGGUCAAUGUGUGGGUGUAUGAUGCGAAUACAGCGUUUGGGGAAGUGUUGGAUGAUCCGGCGGUUUAUGAGCAAACGGCGGGAUAUAAGAAUACAACGGCUUAUUGUGAGGAUUAUGAAAAUGGCACUCCGGCAUGGGAUACCCUCAUUGAGAAUUGCGGCAUCCCGGUGGAUGAGUACUUCUGGCUUAACUCGCUACAUCCGACGUACCACAUGCACGAGGUUGUUGCUGAGAAAGUUGCAGAAAGCCUGGCAAGUGGUCCGACAGUGUGUUGAUUUGCGCCGGAUGUGGCAAAAAGGGGCAUACUGAGAUCCGGCACGAGCACAGGCAGGAGAUCCAAGACGAAAGAAGAUAAG